Messenger RNA from Rotaria socialis, 630 nucleotides. Lineage: Eukaryota; Metazoa; Rotifera; Eurotatoria; Philodinida; Philodinidae. The record is from the annotation of a GenBank genome assembly.
AUGCCACGACCCGGCAAAUCUUCUUAUUCAGACGAAAAGCCUCCGUAUUCAUACAUUGCUUUAACAGCAAUGGCAAUUCAACAAAGCCCAGAAAAAAUGUUACCACUCAGUGAUAUUUACAAGUUUAUUACUGAUCGAUUUCCAUAUUAUCGUACGAAUACACACAAAUGGCAAAAUUCAUUACGACAUAAUUUAUCGUUCAAUGAUUGUUUUAUUAAGAUUCCACGUCGAAUUGAUCGACCUGGUAAAGGCAAUUUUUGGGCAUUACAUACCAAAUGUGGUGAUAUGUUUGAAAAUGGAAGUUAUUUACGUCGACGAAAACGCUUUAAAUUAUUAAAUAAAUCUCAUACAGAAAACACAGUGAUUACGAAACAAACAAUAAAGCCAACUCUUGUCAAUACAUCAUCACGGAUCAAAUCGCAGCCAAUCAAAAGUUCAUUUUUUAUUGAUAAUCUUCUUGCAAACGAUACAAAUACGAAUACAAGUUAUACAACAUCAUCCGCGUCGUCACCAUCGGAAGUUAAUUGUACAUUGCAACAUCUGCUCUAUUCAACUGAUUUAGAUCUUGUUCAAAAAUUAACAUUUUUUAAUGAUUUUCACGGACAACAGCAGCAGCAGGUUUAUUGGUAA